Molecule: messenger RNA, 510 nt
Organism: Anisakis simplex (herring worm)
Lineage: Eukaryota; Metazoa; Nematoda; Chromadorea; Rhabditida; Anisakidae
Source: the annotation of a GenBank genome assembly
AUGAGAGUAUUUCUUAAUAAGCAGAUUUAUGUUGCAGAAUUGGACACAAGAAACGACAGGUAUGAGCGUAUAGUGAAGAUAUCUCGCGAUAUUACCAUCGAGAGUAAACGUAUCAUUUUUCAACUGCAUCGCUGCACCACCAGUGACGACAAGGAAAAUAUCCUGAAGAAUGCAGCUGAACGUCUGUCAAAUUUACGUUCGAAACAAUUUUAUGCGAUUGCAAAAGAGUUGAUCAAUCUCGAUCAGAACAUGUACAACAGAGCGAUCACUUUUGGUUUGCAAGAGUUUAUCGAAGCGUGGUCGUUUUAUACGUUUCUCAAAGAGGGAACUUUGUUGCGUUUGGAUGAAAUUGCAUUGGGAUUGAAAUUCGAUAUGCCUCAUGAAGGGGGCGAUGUGGAGAAGAAUGAAGGGGAGAGGUAUUAUUUAUCAUUCAUAUUGUUGGUUCUUUAUUAUUUAGUUUAUGGCGUUAUAUUCGUAUUAUUUUUGUGUUUGUUCUACUGGACGUCAUAA